Molecule: messenger RNA, 1188 nt
Organism: Trichoderma gamsii
Lineage: Eukaryota; Fungi; Ascomycota; Sordariomycetes; Hypocreales; Hypocreaceae
Product: aspartate aminotransferase
Exons: 2
Coding region: 1-1188 (395 amino acids)
Biological process (GO): biosynthetic process
Molecular function (GO): pyridoxal phosphate binding
Source: RefSeq, a predicted model, not a curated record
AUGGCGUCACUUGUUGAAUUUCAACCUGCUAAUUGGAUCCUCCAGAAUUCUGAGCAUGCGAAGUACAAUAUCGCAGGCAGUGCCGCUCCGAGCUUGACACUGCGCGAGUUGGUAUCUCUCUCUGACAAUCCGAGCGAGACUGAAGCUGCACUCCAGUUUGAUGAACACUUUCUAGGCUUAGGCACCAAUAGAGGUUCUCUGGAGCUGCGGACCAAGCUGGCGGCCUUGUACAAUGAAAAGGUUCUGCCUGACAGCUUCUUGACGGCACCGGGGACAACAUGCGCCAACAUGAUUGUCUUUCAAAGCUUCAUCAGGCCGAAUGACCAUGUGAUAUCCACGUAUCCGACCUACACGCAAUUAUCAAGCUUGUCUAAGAGCAUUGGGUGUGAUGUUUCUCCAUGGAGAUUGGAUCCUAACAACGAAUGGCGCGCCGAUAUGUCCGAGCUUCGCGCUCUUAUCAAACCGUCCACCAAAAUGAUCAUGCUAAACAAUCCGAAUAACCCCACAGGCUCUGUGCUUGACACUCAAGCUCAGCUCGAAAUAUUGGCAAUGGCCCAGCAACACGGCAUCAUUGUUGUUGUGGAUGAAAUCUUCCGUCCACUGUACCACGGUCAAACAACAAUCCCAUCAUUCUUGGAGCAUGAGUUCACCAAAGUCAUCACGACGAGCUCCAUGAGCAAGGCAUGGGGCAUGUCUGGCGUGAGAAUUGGAUGGAUUGCUUGCCGUGACAAGAAUCUUAUGGACCUUAUGUCAAACACGAAGCGAUACAUCUCUGAAGCCACAAGCAAUAUCGACGAAGCAAUUGCAACCGAGUGUUUGAGCCUUCGUUGUCGGCCAGCGAUCCUGAAAAGACAUCUCGAUUACGCGCAACAAAACUUGAAUCUUUUGGAAGCCUUUGUCGAGCAAAAUAGUGACAUGUGUACCUGGACACGACCUACUGCGGGCGGAACAGCAUUUGUGAAAUUUCUUACUAUGAACGGGGAUGCCGUUGAUGACGUCCAAUUUUGCAAAGAUCUCCUGAAGGAAUUUGGGGUUUUGCUCAUUCCCGGCAGUAUUUCCUUUGGGGAGGAAACACCAGCGAACUUGCAGGGAUAUACUCGAAUGCACAUCACAGUAUCCCCAGAAACAAUGCAGAAAGCUCUUGCGGAAAUUAGUAUUUUUUUGAGCGAAAGGCGCAAAACCGCGUAA